AGUCCUUGGCAACGACGCCGUUGCACCUGUCUCUAGAAACAUCUGGACGUUACUCGAAAUGAAAGCGCGCCAAUGGACUCUCACAACCGGCCACGAUAUAGGAGAAGAGGGCAUCCCCUCCUCGAAAGUUUCGGCGUAGACGCACGCGGGAGAUGUCGGUGACGCUUCACACCAAUCUCGGAGACAUCAAGUGCGAGAUCGCUUGUGAUGAAGUCCCUAGAGCAGCAGAGAAUUUCUUGGCACUGUGUGCCAGCGGCUAUUAUGACGGGACCAUAUUCCACCGAAAUAUUAAGGGCUUUAUGAUACAAGGUGGAGACCCAACAGGCACAGGCAAAGGUGGAACCAGUAUAUGGGGCAAAAAGUUCAAUGAUGAGAUAAGAGAGUCUCUCAAGCACAAUGCAAGGGGUAUAAUGUCAAUGGCCAAUAGUGGUCCCAAUACUAAUGGAAGCCAGUUCUUCAUUACUUAUGCAAAGCAACCUCAUCUCAAUGGACUGUACACUGUGUUUGGAAAAGUGAUCCAUGGGUUUGAAGUCCUUGAUCUUAUGGAGAAGACUCAAACAGCACCAGGGGAUCGGCCUCUUGCUGAAAUCAGACUCAAUCGUGUGACUAUACAUGCCAAUCCGCUUGCAGGCUAGGCUUAUUAUUACGGGGUUUUGGUGGUUGUAAGCUUGUUUCUGUGGAAGUCAGAAGGUCUCUGAUGCUGAAGAAAUCAAUGUGUUGCCCAUCACCAGCUAAGAGGCUUGAAAUAUAGGUGCAAUCGGAAGAGGAAAAAAAAAAGUGUUACUUUUGCCAACUGCAGAAUUAUGUUAGUAGUCUACUGGAUCGUCAAUAGAUUCAUUCUGGAUAUGUUUUUUGUACUGGGUGUUAAGCUCUCACCUCUGACAACUACGGUUAAAGACUCGUUUUUGUAGCAACUUUUAAUAUGCCAGGCAUUGCUUACUAGAAAAUUAUACAAUGCCCAAGGGGCAUUGACACGUGGUGCCCUAA
Molecule: messenger RNA, 987 nt
Organism: Rhododendron vialii
Lineage: Eukaryota; Viridiplantae; Streptophyta; Magnoliopsida; Ericales; Ericaceae
Product: peptidyl-prolyl cis-trans isomerase CYP18-1
Exons: 5
Coding region: 153-635 (160 amino acids)
Biological process (GO): protein folding; protein peptidyl-prolyl isomerization
Cellular component (GO): catalytic step 2 spliceosome
Molecular function (GO): peptidyl-prolyl cis-trans isomerase activity
Source: RefSeq, a predicted model, not a curated record